AUGAGAUCCUUUGUUUCGGAAAUGGAGCAUCUUCAACAAAAGAUGUUUUCCUCAAAGUUAACUACGAAUGUCCUGAGCGAGUUCAAUGAUAGAUACCAAAAGGUGAGGGAUGAAAAUAUAGUCCAUAUUCAAAAGAUGAAUAACAACACCACAAAUGCAGAACUCAACAGAAGAGCCUCGAAUCGAUUCUCUAAGGCUCACAGAUCACGGUUUGAUCGAAUGGAUUCAAUAGCAUCACAUUAUGCAACCAUACGAACCAAGCAGCAGGAACAGAAGAAGACGGAAAUGCAAGAUCAAAGUCAGCAACAAAGGCAUAAGCAGAAGCAGCAGUCAAAGCCUAGUCCUGGCCAACUAAAAAGGUAUGCUCCAUCCAGUAUAAAUAGAAUGCUUAUCGAGAAAGAUGUGAGUUAUCCAAGUAUGAAAGGUACCACACCGGGAGAAAAAAGAUCAGGGCUGCAAGCUAUCAGUAGUGCAUCCAAAAGACAGAAGAUGUUUGAUGGAGACUUUGUGGAAAUCGUUGAGAGUCCCACUAAAGAACAGGCUGAAAAAGAACGUAUCAAGAAAGUUCAUAUUCUGCAAUUGAAAAGAUCCGAAGCCAAAAUGUUAACCGCAUCCAAUACUCUCAGUAACGAGUCAAUUCCGCAGUUACACUUCAGUGACACUCAUGUCAACGAAAAUCAGUUGUUUCAGAGGUUUGACUGUUCACCCGUCGGUUUUUCUUCCAGUACUCCACAAAGAUCGGUGCAUGCGUCAACACCGAAGGACGCUCGCAGAACAAAGCCGACACCGCCGAUAUCCAAGAAACACAGGAUACCUUCGUACCUACUUCCGACCAAAGCUUCAUUACAGAAGAUACGCUUCAACAAGGACUUAUCCCGAGAAGAUGAAGAAAAGGAAAUCCGCCCUGCUUCAAGAAAAUCAACACUCCCUUCGUGUUCCGGAAUAUCCCCAUCAAGAGCAUGUUCUAACUUGCAUUCACUUCUUCACAAUACCAGAAGCACAAAAAUUCCAUCCUCUCAAACUUAUAAGGAUUCAGCUGGUCUGUCCUCGUCUCCAUCGUUAUUAUUUCCUCCUCACAACAUGCCGAAAUCGAGGACAUCAUCCAAUAUACCCAGACUAGCACAGCCUAAGAUCUCGACAAUACAUAGAAGUCCUACUUCUGCUUCGUUAUCAAAGCAUCGCUGGAAGUGUUGA
Brettanomyces nanus is the source of this 1194-nucleotide messenger RNA. RefSeq lists its product as uncharacterized. NCBI's taxonomy places the organism in Eukaryota, Fungi, Ascomycota, Pichiomycetes, Pichiales, Pichiaceae. The transcript has 2 exons. The coding region runs from base 1 to 1194 and encodes 397 amino acids. The record is from RefSeq and is a predicted model, not a curated record.